Wallemia ichthyophaga EXF-994 is the source of this 201-nucleotide messenger RNA. Its product is annotated as Assembly factor CBP4. The record is from RefSeq and is a predicted model, not a curated record. Lineage: Eukaryota; Fungi; Basidiomycota; Wallemiomycetes; Wallemiales; Wallemiaceae. The transcript has 3 exons. Bases 1 to 201 code for a protein of 66 amino acids.
AUGGUUAAAAUAGCUUGGGGACGUUGGGCAUUCUGGAGUAGCGUGAUCAUGGGAAGUGGAUAUGGAUUGAUGGUUGGACUCACGCCGAGCGACGAGGAGCUGUACAACAAGCUGUCGCCAGAUCUUAAGAGGAAAGUGGAUCACAAUAGAAAGGAGAGAGAGAAGAUGGAGGCCAUGUCAGCGAAAGAAAGAGCCGUGUAG